AUGUACGGUGACUCUCCUCCGCCUCCAAGGACGCCUGCUCCUUAUCCAGAGGGCGAGCUCAUUUACAACUGCCUUGGCCGCAACAUAGUCCGACAUGGCAACACCAUCACAAAGUACACAACGCAUCCCGAUGGCAUGGGCGCCAACGAUCAGCCAAACGAGGCGCGUGUAUUAAAAUUCGUCAAAGAGCAUACUACGAUACCAGUACCUGACGUCAUCAGUAGUGAUUGGGAUCGUAUUGAGAUGGAGUACAUUGAAGGCCAAACAUUAAAACAAGCAUGGCCCUCACUCAACCAGGAAGAGCGCUCAGAGAUACUCGCCCAGCUGAAGGAUUACAUCGCUCAGAUGCGCGCGCUAAAGGGUACUUAUCUCGGUCGAUUCGACGGCCAAGGCGUUAUCGUCCCAAGCAUGAUGACUCGAUCGGGCGGGCCUUUUCACACCAUUGAAGCAUUCCACGACUGGCUUGUUCGACCGCCAAAGCGAAUUACCGAGCAGUCCAUGUACUGGCACCAGAUCACGACGCAACUCGCGAAUGACUGCCCUAUUGUGUUUACGCAUGCCGACAUCUCAUCCAGGAACAUCAUCAUACGCGACGGUCGGAUAGUUGCGCUCUUGGACUGGGAAUGGUCGGGUUGGUAUCCCGCAUAUUGGGAUUACGUGUUUGCGCUGAGAGGUCUGGAUAAGAUCGAUUGGGGGACGCUGGGUAGUCAAGUGCCGUCCCUGUUUGAGAAGCGCUAUGAUCUCGAGUACAUAUUGGUGAACUUCAUCACUACUCUGUCAUAG
Fusarium proliferatum ET1 is the source of this 783-nucleotide messenger RNA. RefSeq lists its product as uncharacterized. The transcript has a single exon. The coding region runs from base 1 to 783 and encodes 260 amino acids. The record is from RefSeq and is a predicted model, not a curated record. Lineage: Eukaryota; Fungi; Ascomycota; Sordariomycetes; Hypocreales; Nectriaceae.